GUGCAAAAGCGAAUCAUAAAUUGAAAAUUAAUAGAGAUUAGGGGGAUCUGUUUACAGAGAGACAAGAAGAAGAAGGAACAGAGAAUGAUCAAAUCCCAAUUUGAAACGAUUCAAAAACAGAGCACUACCAUCUUCACUUUCUUCUAAUCCCCAUUCUUCGCCGCUUUCGUCUAUGGUUAUGCCAUUCCCUCUCCAUUAACUUCUUCUUCUUCUUCUUAAUCCUUUCUUGUCACGUUCUGCCCCCACCUCUAAUGCCAGUUAGCCCUUUUUUUUAAUCCUUAAUUAUUAUUCCAAUCUCCUUUUCCUUUCCCCUUUCUCCACUUUUAGGCCUUUGUAUAUAUCGCUCCAUUUCCUCUCUAAUCUCUCUUCCUCUUUGGCCCCUCUCAACAGAGAUUCCUGUGGCCUGCCAAGGGAUUUGAGUUUUCAGUUUACUUUGUUCUGGUGCUGGUUGCUGCACAUUUUGUUCAUAGUUGAUUGAGUUGUUGAGAAUUUAUCAGGGGAAAUGACGGAGCCAAAGCCAUCCACACCCUUGCUAAGCACAAAAUCACCAUCCUCACGGAGCCUCCCUGAUUUUAAGAAGUCUGUCAAAUUGAAAUAUGUGAAACUUGGCUAUCACUAUCUCAUCACCCAUGGAAUGUACCUCUUCCUUUCUCCUUUGGUGGUUGUGAUUGCGGCUCAGCUUUCGACGUUUUCCCUUCAAGAUCUUUAUGAAGUUUGGGGUCAUCUUCAAUACAACUUAGUUUCUGUGAUCCUUUGUUCAACCCUCCUUGUUUUCUUGUCUACCUUGUACUUUCUUACCCGUCCUCGCCCCGUUUACCUUGUUAACUUUUCAUGCUACAAGCCUGAUGAAUCUCGUAAAUGCACGAAGAAGAUUUUUAUGGAUCAAUCUCAGAUGACAGGGACAUUUACAGAGGAGAAUCUUCAAUUCCAAAGGAAAAUCCUUGAGAGAUCUGGCCUUGGGGAUUCAACCUAUCUUCCUGAGGCUGUUCUCAAUAUUCCUCCAAACCCCUCCAUGGCAGAAGCUAGAAAAGAAGCUGAAAUGGUGAUGUUUGGUGCCAUUGAUGAGCUUCUGGCCAAGACAAGUGUAAAACCGAAGGAUAUCGGUAUCUUGAUUGUGAACUGUAGCUUGUUCAAUCCGACGCCGUCACUUUCUGCUAUGGUCAUCAACCACUACAAGCUGAGAGGAAACAUUAUUAGUUACAAUCUCGGUGGGAUGGGUUGCAGUGCAGGCCUAAUUUCUAUUGAUCUUGCCAAACAGCUGCUUCAGGUCCACCCUAAUUCCUAUGCCUUGGUUAUUAGCAUGGAGAACAUAACAUUGAACUGGUACUUUGGGAAUGAUCGAUCGAAGCUUGUCUCUAAUUGCUUGUUUCGGAUGGGUGGAGCAGCAAUAUUGCUUUCAAACAGAAGAUCCGAGAGAAGGAGGUCCAAAUAUCAAUUAAUACAUACUGUUCGUACCCACAAGGGAGCAGAUGAUAAGUGCUUUAGCUGUGUUACUCAGGAAGAGGACUCAACUGGGAAGAUUGGUGUUACUUUAUCGAAAGACUUAAUGGCAGUUGCAGGUGAUGCAUUGAAGACUAACAUCACGACAUUGGGCCCUCUUGUGUUACCAAUGUCGGAACAGCUUCUCUUCUUCGGUACAUUGGUCGGUAAGAAACUCUUCAAAAUGAAGAUCAAGCCUUACAUCCCUGACUUCAAACUAGCAUUUGAACAUUUCUGCAUCCAUGCUGGGGGGAGAGCAGUUUUAGACGAAUUGGAGAAGAACUUGCAGCUGUCUGAUUGGCAUAUGGAGCCGUCAAGGAUGACACUCUACCGAUUUGGCAAUACGUCGAGCAGUUCUCUUUGGUAUGAAUUGGCAUAUACAGAAGGGAAAGGUAGAAUGAAGAAAGGAGAUAGAACAUGGCAAAUAGCAUUUGGCUCAGGAUUCAAGUGCAAUAGUGCAGUUUGGAAAGCUCUAAGGACCAUAAAUCCAGCUAAAGAAAAGAACCCAUGGAUGAAUGAGAUCAACCAGUUUCCAGUUGAUGUUCCUAAAAUUUCGACCAUUUGAGAACUUAUUAUUAACUCUUUUAGUUUUUCAUUCAUUUUAGUCUCCUCUCUAAUUUGGGGUGCCGAGAUUUUCCAUUGAUUUUCCUGUGCUGAUAUUAAAGGAUUGACAUUUUCUUUUCUUCUAGGCCGAGGUAGAUUGUUUUGUUGAUAGCAGAACAUUGUAUCUUUGUAGAUGCUUUGUGAAAGCUUCAUGUCUUGAUUUGUAUUAUGGGGAUUGGAAUUUGAAAUUGUUCAAUUUAGCAGACAAUUUGGAUGGAUCAUUCAUUUCUACUGCGUAAACUCUAAGCUUGCUAUGUUGAUUCUAUGGACUGAAGCACCAAACUCCAAUGAUAAUGAUUAUUCAAGUA
Messenger RNA from Benincasa hispida (wax gourd), 2390 nucleotides. RefSeq names its product 3-ketoacyl-CoA synthase 11 (gene KCS11). NCBI's taxonomy places the organism in Eukaryota, Viridiplantae, Streptophyta, Magnoliopsida, Cucurbitales, Cucurbitaceae. Gene Ontology annotation, biological process: fatty acid biosynthetic process. Gene Ontology annotation, cellular component: membrane. Gene Ontology annotation, molecular function: acyltransferase activity, transferring groups other than amino-acyl groups. The record is from RefSeq and is a predicted model, not a curated record.